Messenger RNA from Brassica napus (rape), 1285 nucleotides. RefSeq names its product extensin-2-like. The record is from RefSeq and is a predicted model, not a curated record. Lineage: Eukaryota; Viridiplantae; Streptophyta; Magnoliopsida; Brassicales; Brassicaceae. The coding region runs from base 127 to 1050 and encodes 307 amino acids. The transcript has a single exon.
UAACCUUCAAUAAACAAUCAUACCAAUUGCAGUGAUGACUGCUAUAUAAACUGCUUGGUUGCUAUUACAACAUAUUCAACAAUAAGUUGGUUAGAAAGGCUUAGACAGUAUAACAGUUUUGUCAACAUGGCCAAUCCUAAUUGGCCAUCUCUACUUAUGUUGGUCUUGGCUUUGUUUACCAUUGUUGUUCAUUCAAGUGCACAAUAUUCUCCCCCAUCACCACCACCAUAUGCUUAUAGUUCUCCAUGGCUUCCACCAUAUGUUUACAAGUCUCCUCCACUACCUCCAUACGUAUAUAGCUCUCCACCGCCUCCUCCAUAUGUUUACAACUCGCCACCACCACCUCCAUACGUCUAUAGCUCUCCACCACCACCACCAUAUGUCUACAAGUCUCCUCCACCACCUCCAUAUGUCUAUAGCUCUCCACCGCCACCACCAUAUGUCUACAAGUCUCCUCCACCACCUCCAUACGUAUAUCCCUCUCCACCGCCUCCUCCCUAUGUUUACAAGUCUCCUCCACCACCUCCAUACGUCUAUAGCUCUCCACCACCACCACCAUAUGUCUACAAGUCUCCUCCACCACCUCCAUAUGUCUAUAGCUCUCCACCACCACCACCAUAUGUCUACAAGUCUCCUCCACCACCUCCAUACGUCUAUAGCUCUCCACCACCUCCUCCGUAUGUCUACAAGUCUCCUCCACCACCUCCUUAUGUCUACAGCUCUCCACCGCCUCCCCUGUAUGUUUACAAGUCUCCUCCACCACCUCCUUAUGUCUACAGCUCUCCACCGCCUCCCCCGUAUGUUUACAAGUCUCCUCCACCACCUCCCUACGUGUAUAGCUCUCCACCACCUCCACCAUAUGUCUACAAGUCUCCUCCACCACCUCCUUAUGUCUACAGCUCCCCACCGCCUCCUCCGUAUGUUUACAAGUCUCCUCCACCACCUCCGUACGUGUACAGUUCUCCUCCACCACCAUCUUACAUCUACAGCUCUCCACCACCUCCAAGCUAUAGUUAUAGCUAUAGCUCACCCCCUCCACCAAUAUACUAACCAUAUAUAUAUAAUACAAAGAAGGUUUUACUAAUAAAUUACGACCAUGGUAUCCACGGUUUUACAAUAUUUCCCUUUCGAGACUUCAAUAUAGACGAAAUGUACUUUCGUUUGUACUUAUACUUUGUGCAUUUUGAUAUUGGGUUGUUGCUUAUGAUGUUUGUUAUGCCUACUAAAAGGCCAGUGUAUUAAUGUCUUAAUUUAUAGCUAUUGAAUAAACUCAAUUACUUUUUAA